Sipha flava (yellow sugarcane aphid) is the source of this 4406-nucleotide messenger RNA. Its product is annotated as rho GTPase-activating protein 20-like. NCBI's taxonomy places the organism in Eukaryota, Metazoa, Arthropoda, Insecta, Hemiptera, Aphididae. The transcript has 16 exons. Gene Ontology annotation, molecular function: guanyl-nucleotide exchange factor activity; GTPase activator activity. The record is from RefSeq and is a predicted model, not a curated record. The coding region runs from base 293 to 4126 and encodes 1277 amino acids. Gene Ontology annotation, biological process: regulation of Rho protein signal transduction; signal transduction.
CGCGUGUUGAUCGUCGCUCCUUCGUCGUCGUUGUCGUUUGCGUGUGAGCGUGCACGCGUUUCGUGCCAAGAUCGGUUCGCAAUCGCGACAUUAUUAUAUAUAUAUAUUUUUUUUUUUUCGUUUUUUUACAUACGUGUGUGCCGUGUUCCGUCGACGUUUGGUUUGGUUUUCCCCCAUGUUCACGUGCAACUUGUGUUUUCUUGUGCGACGUUUGUAAUUCAAUUUUUCUUUCCAUUGCAUUCGAUCCGUCGAUCUCGUCCGGACGGGAACGAGUGCCUCCACCGCCGCGGCCAUGGAGGACUCGUGUUCCGUAGAUAACCUGGCGCAGCAGGUCGAAGCGCUGCAGUUCCGAAAGCAGUCGAAGAAAAUUGGCCGCAAACUGUCCCGGCGGCUCUCACUCAUCACCAAAGUGCCGAACAUAUUCAACGUAAAGUUUGCGGGAGCCGAGGGUCUGACUUCGCAGAAAACCGUCGGUGUCGUCCCCUCUGGAGACAAUGGUGCCGUCCACACGCACGAGAUCACUGUCAUUGCACCGGAUAAAACUCAACGAUUUAUAACAGGGACCAGUGAUCAAACAAUUCAGCAAUUGCUAGCUGGUUUGGUGUUUGAAUUCAGCUUGGAAAAGCCUGGCUAUUAUUUAGGCGGAUCAUUAGCUGAAAUCGAUGAGAAAUCUACAAUCGGUUUUGUGGAAGGAGAUAUUGUAAUUGUGCAAGAAGACCAAUUUUGUUCUGAUCAAAAAUACGAAAAUGAUGAAAGAUAUUGCCUAUUGCAAAAAUUCAUUCAUGAUGAAAUGGCCUAUGUGACUUGUUUGAAAUCUGCAAAAGAAUUCUAUGGGGAACCAUUGCGAAGAAUGGAUAUUUUGUCCCUUGAAGAAUAUGAUUUAGUAUUUGAACCGUUGUUAAAAGUGGCAGAUGAAUGUUAUCAAAUAUAUCUAAAAUUGAAAAUUAUUAUUGAGAAUUGGGAUCCAGCCGUUGCACAGAUAGGUAGUUUAUUUAGUGCUAAUUUCUGGGAUUGCUAUAACGAUUAUCAAGAGGUGCACCGACAUGCCAAAGAGUUGUUACGUGAAAAAUCAGCGUUGGACGAGGAUUUCGUAGCGUUCUGUGUGCAAAGGAAGGGAGCAGCUAAACAUUCUUUGCAGCAUAUAAUCGACUUGCCGGUGCAAAGACUGUCUCAAUACGAAACGUAUUUCCAAGAUUUUUUGAACGAGACCAGACCGGAACAUGGAAGAGGCGCCGAGUACCACGAUCUGUGUAUGGUGACCAGCGCUGUUAAACAAACAAUAAAACGUGUUCAUGAACAAAGUGACUUAGAACGAAUUCAAGAUGUAUUUCCCAACGAUUUUCUCAGACUGUAUGACAAAGAAGCUCUAACAAUGAAGAUGAAAGGACUAAUCCGGAAAAGAGGAGGAACCGGCACUGCCGCGUUGAGAAGAGCACUAUCGUCAAAAUCUCUGCGGUCGGAAUCGCCUCCUUCGACUCCUAACAAAAUCCGUAAUGAAAGCCCGAGGAAGUUCAUAAUGGAAACUCCCGUUCAAUUCGUCAAUGGUGUACACUGUCAAGAACGCCAUUUGUUCUUGUUUGACGAUCUGUUGCUGGUGGCCAAAGCAAAAUCCGGUAGUAACUUCAAGCUUAAGGAUAAGGUCAGAAUAUCGGAGAUUUGGCUCAACGAAUCGCCCGCGGUGAUCGACGAAGUGGCUGAAAUUCCCAAGUCUUCGGACACGUCUUUCGUCAUCGGAUGGCCGACUACCAAUUACGUUGCCGUGUUCAGUACCCAAGCCACCAGAAACUUGUGGUGGUCGAAAUUGACGGAAGAAUCUCAGGAAGAAAUCCGCAAAGAACCUCCGACGACCAAUGUCCAAGUGUUUUACCAAGAUCUCACUACUGGCAUAGAAUAUUGCAAGACAUUCGCCAUAGGGCCGGACGAGAGUGCCAGAGACUGCGUUAAAAUCGCUUUGGACCAUUUGGAAAUGAGAGAUGCGGACCCGAGCCAAUAUCAGUUAUGGGCCAAAACGCCGCGGGAAGAGCCGCCAUAUCCGUUGUUCGGUCACGAGAAACCGUACUCCGUCAAGUUGAGCUGUCUGCGAGACGGGAUCAGCGCAGAAGAGGGAUUCGACCUGGAUCACUGCAACAAUGUGCACGACAACCCGUUGGCGAGAUGUCAUUUCAUUUUAAGGAGUGUAAAAGCCCAAGAGAAUGAAACAAACAAAAAGACCCCGAAAAAAUCUUCUGGCCGUAUGAAAAUUGGACAAGUUUUCAAGAAAACUCCAACCAAAGAAAAUGGAGGCAACUUAUUUGGAGUGCCACUGAAUCGAAUUUGUGAUGGCGAAAACCUUCCGAAGCCAGUUAUGGCGAUGUUGCAUCAAAUAUUCUCCAAAGGUCCCUUUACCCAAGGAAUAUUUAGGAAGUCGGCUAACGCCAGGUUGGUGCGUGAACUGCGCGAGAAAAUGGACAUUUGCGAAGACGUUUGCCUGGAGAAUGUACCAGUUCUCGUCACCGCUGCUCUGUUCAAAGACAUGCUGCGCUCUUUGCCCGACCCUUUGCUGUGCACCAAUUUGUUUCCGAAAUGGAGGUCAGCUCUGGACAGCCCCAACCUGCACAUGAAACUUUUCAGAAUCAAAAUGAUUAUUGAUCAAUUGCCCAAACCGAACUACCUUCUGCUGUGUCACUUUCUGUGCGUCUUGUACCACAUAUCUCGGCGUUCCACUCACAACCUCAUGUCGGCCGCCAACCUGGGUGUAUGUGUGGGACCGUCACUACUGUGGUCCGACUCACCGGCCAUGUGUCCGACUGAAGACUUGCGCACCGUGCCCGCAUUGGUCGAGAUACUGAUUGCUCACUGCGAACUGCUUUGCGGACCACAUGUGCCAAACCUGUUGGGUGACCCCCGAGAUUCCGGUACCGAGGAAUCGGAUUCGAUGAGACGGGACGACAGCUCCAUAGACAGCCUGGAAGUGAGCCCGCCGCCCAGGAAGGAUCAGAUAUCGUUGAGCCGGGACUCGGGGCUGACGCUGUCUGACUCGCAGCUGUACACACCGGACGAGGAGGAGAGCGGGUCAACCAGUUCCAGCGGAUACGAUCCGGCGUUCGACCAGGCCCACUCAACCAAGGCAGUGCCGCAGCCGCCUCCGCCGGUGACACCGACAACGACACCGACGACACCGACAACGGCGGCAGUCGCGGUGCCUACGAUGACGGGUGAUUACGUGCGCGUAUACCCGGGCUGGGAGGACCGGAAGAACGUAAGCUUCCAACGGCAGGCGUGGUUCCGGCAGCGGUCCAAGCGGCUGACGGCCACGGCCAGCAAGGAGGCGGUGCGCCGCAGCGCCUCGGAGGAGUCCGUACUGGACGGCGGCAACGUACCGCCGCCGCCCACGCCACCCAGGCGCAGCAAACCGGCUACGGCCGCGGUUGUGCAGACCAACAGCGGCAACCUGGUGCCGGCCCCGCAACAAGACCACCAGUACCGGAAGAUGAGCGCGGCCGACUAUUAUAACGUGGUGGUGGUCAAGUCGGAGGUGGUGGUCGACUCGUUGUACCCGAACAAUUACAGCACGGAGCUUACCAUCAAGCCCGUGACCGCGUACGAUGACGACGAGCCCACCCCUUCGCCGCCGCCCCCGUCGUCGACGGUGCGGCGUCCCUCCGAAGCGGUCGAAUUCCAGAGUAGAUACCGGCAUCGCGUACAGACUGCAGCCCGGGAAGACUGCCGCGGCGACGAUAACGAAGAGGACUCCAGCACGCUGUCCGACGAAGACUGUACGCCGCACGUGUCUCGGAGUAACUCGCGCGGCAACGAGGUGGUCGCCGACUCGCUAAAGCUCAGGCAACAUCAACCAUCGCAGCCGUCGUCGUCGGCCGUACAGCAGCAGCAGCAGCAGCAAACGCCUCCCGCGCACGUGGACGGCACCGUGGUGCGGCUCCGAGGGCGGUUGAAGCGCAAGGAAGAAAAAGCCGUGGUCUCCGCCUCCCGUUCCCGGUCCCUUCCGCCGCCUCCGCCGUACCGCCCGCCGCCGCCAGCCAACCGUCGCGCGCCCAUCACCUCGUAUUACCUGGGCGAGUGCAGUCAGGCGCAGCAGCAACGGUUCGUCGUCACCCGCACGUACGCGGACGAAGAGUCUUACGUUUAACGCCGGCCAACAGUCGUGCUCUGUGUGUGGGUACUCGCGUUUUGUAAAUAAUAUUUUUAUCAUUUUUUUUUUCCCCCAUCAUCAUUAUUAUUAUUAUUAUUAUUAUUAUUAUUAUAAUUAUUUACCCUUGACAAUAAAAUAUAAAACUACUUAAGUUACCUGUCGACUUAAAAAGAUAGAUGGGCGCCAAGCUGCUGAUAUUACCGAAGUUUUUUUUUUUAUAAUAAAAUGUUCCUGAUCCAUAUAUUAAUAUUAUUAUUAUUAUUAUUAUUAUUAUUAU